GCGUUUUCCCGGUUGACUGACUCGCCCAUAACGUGCUUCGAUCUCGUCGUCGCCGAGCUGCACGAGCAGUGGAUCGUGUCUCGACUUGCCGGUCGACGAAGAGGCUUUGCGAGUAGCAGGCAUUGGGUUUUUAGAUUUGUUUGGAUCCGGAUAUGAUGAGAAGAGAUGUCAAGCGGCUCGAGCCGAGCUUUGGAACACGCCAACCCCUUGACGUUCUGGCAAGUAUAAAACAGGGCCUUUCGCGUUCCUGACUCUUUUGAAGCACCCACUCCCACCCGAUUCUUAAAGAUGUCCCCUGCUGCGCCCAACCCGAUCAAAACCACAGACAAGGAAGGUCGCGAAAUCACGACCGUUGGCUUCGAGCGUUUCGGCUUCGACUGCGAGGUCCCGCUCGAUGUCCUUCGCUCGCUGUAUCUGCGUCCCCACUAUGUCCUUUCCGCCAACGAUCUCCCUCAGGAGGCUGCCCAGCAUGCCCAGUUCACUCAGGGCACGGAUUAUCAGUCCAAGUCCAUCUACCACCCCGAUACCAAAUCCAUCUCGUAUACCACUCUUUCGCGUUUCCCUCCGGUCACUCUUCUCGCUCCUUCUCUGCGGAAGCGCAUCCUUGUGACUGGUGGAGCUGGUUUCGUCGGCUCGCACCUUGUUGAUCGACUGAUGCUCCUCGGCCACGAAGUCACCGUGCUGGACAAUUUCUUCACGGGCUCCAAGACGACCGUCAGUCACUGGGUCGGCCACCCCAACUUUGAGAUGGUCCGUCACGACGUCGUUGAGCCUUUCAUGAUUGAGUGCGACCAAAUCUAUCACUUGGCCUGUCCGGCUUCGCCCCCUCACUACCAGUUCAACGCGGUGAAGACAAUCAAGACUUCGUUCAUGGGCACUCUCAAUAUGCUCGGUCUCGCUAAGCGAACGAAGGCGCGAUUCCUGAUCACUAGUACUUCGGAGGUGUAUGGUGACCCCGAAGUUCACCCCCAGCACGAGGAUUACUGGGGGCACGUCAACCCCAUCGGCCCGCGUGCUUGCUACGACGAGGGAAAGCGCGUCGCCGAGACUCUCACUUACGGCUUCCAGCGCCAGGAUGGUGUUGACGUCCGCGUUGCUCGUAUCUUCAACACUUACGGGCCUCGAAUGAACCCUUACGACGGCCGUGUCGUAUCCAACUUUAUCGUGCAGGCGCUCAAGGGCCAGGACAUGACUGUCUACGGCGACGGCUCGCAGACCCGUUCAUUCCAGUACAUCCACGACUUGAUCGACGGCCUUAUCGCGUUGAUGAACUCGGACGAGACUCGGCCCACCAACAUCGGAAACGGGGACGAGUUCACGAUCGGCGAGUUUGCUGAGCUGGUCCGUGAGAUCGUCGAGAAGGUGCAAGACGAGGAUGGGAUCAAGCGCACCCGCCGCGUCAACAUCAUCCAUGAGCCCAUCCCCACCGACGACCCCCAGAAGCGUCGCCCGGACACGACUCGUGCUAAAGAGUCUUUGGAGUGGCAGCCGCGCUGGACGGUGCGCAUGGGUCUGGAGGAAAUGGUGCGCUACUACAAGGCGAAGAUGGAUGAGGGAAGCUUGUAAAUGUUCUGCCGCAAAAGAAUCCACGCUCGUUAUACAUACAUCCAUAUUCAUUCGCUUCUGGCUAGAACUUUAGACAUUGUUAUUAGUGUACCUCUGGAAUUCAGGAUGGUUGGUGUGCAUGUAA
This is a messenger RNA of Mycena citricolor, 1690 nucleotides long. The record is from the annotation of a GenBank genome assembly. Lineage: Eukaryota; Fungi; Basidiomycota; Agaricomycetes; Agaricales; Mycenaceae.